Messenger RNA from Sceloporus undulatus (fence lizard), 865 nucleotides. Its product is annotated as GATOR complex protein DEPDC5-like. Gene Ontology annotation, molecular function: GTPase activator activity. The transcript has 5 exons. The record is from RefSeq and is a predicted model, not a curated record. NCBI's taxonomy places the organism in Eukaryota, Metazoa, Chordata, Lepidosauria, Squamata, Phrynosomatidae. Gene Ontology annotation, biological process: intracellular signal transduction; positive regulation of autophagy; cellular response to amino acid starvation. Bases 329 to 865 code for a protein of 178 amino acids. Gene Ontology annotation, cellular component: GATOR1 complex; lysosomal membrane.
AUUGAACGAGCACCAAACCGCCACGCUUAAUACGAAGAACACGGGAGGCCAGCCGGGUGACGUUAGCGCCGCUGCCGCCACCAUUUACGCAGACAGUCCACGAAAGAUAUCGGGUGACCAGUCAGCGCCGACCGCCUUCGAAGCAAGCGCCUCGGUCAGCACAGGGAGCCAGUCAUCAGAACGGAGCGCUAAUCAGUCGCUGUCCGUGUCACAGAACGCAACAGUGGACGCGGCCAACGCCUCGGCCGGUUCCACAGAAAUAAGCUUGCAGCCGUCGUCCGCUGGUUCGCUGACAUCAUCGUCAACGUUGACGGAGAUUCUCGAAGCCAUGAAGCACCCAACGUCCGGUGUCCAGCUGCUGACCGACCAGAAGGGCCUGUCUCCUUCGUGCUUCAUCUCCGCGGAGGUGGUCCAUUGGCUCACCAACACGGCGGACGGCGUCCAGACGCAGGCCAUGGCCAUCGACAUCAUGCAGAAGAUGCUGGACGAGCAGCUGGUCACUCACGCGUCCGGCGAGACGCUGCGCACUUUCAUCUACGGGUUCUACUUCUACAAGAUGGCUGCCGAGGACAAGGACCAGGAGAGAAUGGGCAUCCAGUCGCCGUGGCACACGGCGGCAGCAAAGGACGACUUCUCGUCCUUCCAGCGCAAGUGGUUCGAGGUGGCGUUCGUGACGGAGGAACCGCCGCUCCACUCCGAAAUCCCGGCGUUCCUGCUGCCAUGGCUGCCCAGCCGACCCGCAUCCUACGCCAGCCGCCAUAGCUCCUUCAGCCGCAGCUUCGGAGGGCGCAGCCAAGCGGCCGCACUCCUCGGUACGUACAACAAAAUGGCUGACCAGGGCCCACCUGGAUCCCGUUUAUUAUGA